AUCACACACCAGACAGUAAGGUAUAAAACGAGACUCCUUUUCCACAUUAACGUAUAAUUGUGGCUGAGUUCUUAGUGCUGUAUUCUAAAAUUUACUCAGAAAGUAUUCUCCUGAAUUCUGCGAACAGCAAAUCGAAACAAACAUGAUUAAAGUACAGAAAUAUACAACAGCUACGGGACACAUUAUACAAAUGCCGGCUCCAGGAUUCACAAAUAUGAAAUCCUCCGACAAGUACAAAUAUAAAAACCUUCAACAACUAAAGGAAAUGUUACGUAAGCGUCACCUUCCAAUCGGUGGAAAUAAAAAUGAGUUGGUUGAAAGAUUGAAGUUAUCAGAUCUCAAUGUUUCAGAGUUAAAAAUUAAACUUAAGAAGGAAGGUCUCCCGGUUAAUGGUUCCAAACCCGAUUUGGUAAAGCGACUUCUGAAGGUCAAGGGGCAGCGUGCAGAGAACUAUGAUCAAAUUCAAGAUAAUAAUGGUACACCUAAGCCAGUUAAGCCGUCGGGUAAUCCAUGGAAGGUUCCGCUAUCGAUGAAAUGUGGUGGGUGUGAUCAGAGCGUUCCUAACAGUGAUAAGUUAUCUCAUCUUGACGGCUGUUGGUUUACAAAUGGUGGUCCAUCUGAUGUGUAUAUAUUACAUGCUCGAAGUGUCAACUGGGCUGAGAAAUUCGAACUGUAUCUGGCCGUUCCAUUAGAUGCAUCGUUUGAAGACAUUGAUUUAUUACUUCGAUUUACCUGGAUGCAAUGUUGUUUUGGUCAUGCACGUUCUUUGGAUAUAUAUGCUGCCAAUGCAUUUACCAACCUAAAGGACACCGAUGAUGACCCUGACCCCGUAAUGACACUGACGUCAACUUAUGGACUUAUGGACGAUGACGACAUAGGUCCUUUGGAUACUCCAUUACGUCAGUAUCUUCAAGAUGGCGUACGAAUGAUGUAUGAAUAUGGCGGAGACUACACUACAUCGAUAUUUGUAGAUUAUAUAGGUGAACGACGUCUAAAACGCCCUCUACAGCAAGAGAAAGCUAAUACCAAGAUCAUUCGUCCCGUGAUGAGAAAUGAGAUGCUGGUCAUGCCGUGUGAGCAUUGUUAUAAGAAAUCAACGAUGUUUUUCAUAGAUGAUAGUCCCUAUGACAGCGACGACAGCGAUGAGGACAGUUUCAACGAAGAUGGAGAUGACUGCGGGAUGAAGUUUUUCUGUUCAAAAGCAUGUUCAGUAUAUCAGGGUCAUCGUGGAAGAGUUUUGAAACUGUUUCUCAACUCACCGAGAUCGGGAAUUUGUACAUACACAGGAAAAAAUUACUUUGAUUAGUAGAUUUUACCUGAGUUUAAACACAUGGUGUCAUUUAUUCAAGCAAUGUCGACCAAUGAUUGUAAUGGUUCAUCACAAUACUGUGCUAUCGUCACAGAACUUUGUGCCAUUAUUCGAACUCACCAAGAUUGAGAAUUUGUACAUACAGAGGCCAAAACUACUUCUGAUUUGUAACCG
Molecule: messenger RNA, 1483 nt
Organism: Saccoglossus kowalevskii
Lineage: Eukaryota; Metazoa; Hemichordata; Enteropneusta; Harrimaniidae
Biological process (GO): poly(A)+ mRNA export from nucleus
Cellular component (GO): nucleus
Source: RefSeq, a predicted model, not a curated record